CUCUUCCCUUUAGCGUCACCACCCCCUCACCCUACCCACCCGCAACACUUUCUUUAAGAGCCUCCCUGAAAAGAAGGCUAUAAUUUAAACAAUUAUAAGCUUUGCUUUUUUUGAUUGCAUACAGGAAAUUUACAGCACGGUUUAAUUUGAAGGGCCUAAUGGAGAUGGAGAAUGGUGAUAACAAGUAUAAAAUGGGAAAUUAUGAAGUAAUUAAGCAAAUUGGGAGAGGUGCUUUUGGAGCAACAUUUCUUGUUCUUCACAAAACUGAGAAUAAAAAGUACGUUUUAAAGAAGAUUAGUUUGGCUAAGCAAACAGAGAAAUUCAAGCGAAUCGCUCACCAAGAGAUGAAUUUAAUUGCAAAACUACACCAUCCAUAUAUUGUCGAAUACAACGAUGCUUGGGUCGAAAAGGGAUGCUGUAUAUGCACUGUAACAAGUUAUUGUGAAGGCGGAGACAUGGCUGAGAUCUCAAGGAAAAGUAGAGGAGCACUUUUUCCAGAGGAGAAUCUUUGCAAGUGGUUAACUCAGUUGUUAUUAGCUGUGGACUACCUGCAUUCCAACCGAGUCCUUCAUAGAGAUUUGAAGUUGUCUAAUAUAUUCAUCACAAAGGACAAUGACAUCCGUCUUGGUGAUUUUGGAUUGGCAAAACUUCUCAACGAGGAAGGCCUUGCCUCGUCGGUCAUUGGAACUUCCAACUACAUGUGCCCGGAGCUUCUUGCAGAUAUGCCGUAUGGCUACAAAUCGGACAUAUGGUCACUUGGCUGCUGUUUGUUCGAGAUUGCUGCACACCAACCACCUUUUAGAGCUCCAGAUAUGGCUGGACUUGUAAACAAGAUAAACAGAUCUUCCAUUUCUCCACUUCCUAUUGUGUACUCCUCCACUCUGAAACAGAUCAUUAAAAGCAUGCUACGGAAAAGUCCGGAACGCAGGCCAACAGCUGCGGAGCUGUUAAGGCACGCGCAUUUGCAGCCAUUUCUCCUUCGGUGUCACAGCCCAUCUACUGUCUUUCUUCCUGUGAAAUCUCCUAACAACUCGAAGGAGAAAAUUAGAAGACCUUCUCCUAGCAAAUCUGGCGGUGGAAAAGAUGACAAAGAAAGAGAGGUAAAACUAACAGAGAGGGGACUGCUUCCAGCUUAUGAGGAAACUGCUGAUAUGCAACGUCAAAGGCUACUGGAAGGGGAUAACUCAAUAGGAGAUGGACUUGAAACGAAGAGGGUCGAUCCCACGAGCUACUCAGGUAAAAUAUCUUCUGACAGUGAAGACUCGAAAAGUGAGAAAACAAGUUGUAAGACGACUGCUUGCAAUGGAGACAAUCAGGACAACAUUGAAUCUUCAUCACAAAAAGAAUGCACCAACACUAUGGAUGUUUUGACAUUUCCAUCGAGUGCAGAGCUAAAAGAAGAAGAAUUAUCUCCUCAAAAGCACGUUCCACAACCGGAGGCUCCACCCGAUCCCGGGGAAAAUGAGGAAACAGAAACAAACAUGGAGGAUUUUGUUACAGUGAAAAGCAGUAAAACUGCAAGAUGUGAAGCUGAUGCAGAACCAAGGAACUAUUUGAACGAAGAAGAAAGCACUGGUGAUUGUUCAGGAGUGCGUUUAGAUAACACGUUGAUUGAAAGCACGAACGAGGUGAAAGUUAUGGCAGAUACCAAAAGUGACCUGGUGCAAAUCCAGGAAGAUGACAUGCAAGUGAUAAAUCAUGCAUCUAGUGAAGAAGAAUUAUUGUUAAGUGCAUUAGUCGGAAUUGCCUCUGAAAGCAAGGGUGAGUGGGAAAACCCGAGCCAACAGAGAGCUGAUGCUUUAGAGUCUUUGCUGGAAGUAUGUGCACGUUUACUUAAGCAGGACAAGCUCGAUGAACUUGCGGGCGUGUUGAAACCGUUCAGUGAAGAUGCUGUCUCAUCAAGAGAGACAGCAAUCUGGUUGACAAAAAGCCUGAUUACUGCAAGAAAAUUGUCUAAGGGAUCCUAGUUCUCGAGAAUUGGGAUAUGAUCUGUGAUUUCAUUAUUAAUAAGUUAUUGUAAAAAGUGGUUUUCUGUGAGAUGUUUGAUUUAUAAUCUAUGUUUCAUGUUUUCCAGAUUUUUUUUUUUCAAUUCAUUUGCUGAAGGCAGCUUGUAUUCUGUAUUGAAUUCUUUGCAUAGGAAGAAUUAUUGGAAGUUUGAUGGAAUUUCAACAGAUGACAUCAAGAAAAAUAUCAGUAUUGAACAUCCAUA
Molecule: messenger RNA, 2209 nt
Organism: Olea europaea var. sylvestris
Lineage: Eukaryota; Viridiplantae; Streptophyta; Magnoliopsida; Lamiales; Oleaceae
Product: serine/threonine-protein kinase Nek6-like
Exons: 13
Coding region: 159-1967 (602 amino acids)
Biological process (GO): protein phosphorylation
Molecular function (GO): ATP binding; protein kinase activity
Source: RefSeq, a predicted model, not a curated record